Messenger RNA from Uranotaenia lowii, 996 nucleotides. RefSeq names its product alpha-tocopherol transfer protein-like. Gene Ontology annotation, cellular component: membrane. The record is from RefSeq and is a predicted model, not a curated record. The transcript is spliced from 2 exons. The coding region runs from base 1 to 996 and encodes 331 amino acids. Lineage: Eukaryota; Metazoa; Arthropoda; Insecta; Diptera; Culicidae. Gene Ontology annotation, molecular function: phosphatidylinositol bisphosphate binding.
AUGGCAUCAGCGAGUGCAAAAUUUUCUGUAGAUAAGAAACCUGAUAGCUACGAGCCUUACGAGUUCAAACUUUCGGACAAAUUUCGGAAGCUGGCCAAGGAAGAACUUCGAGAGGACGAUGAAAUACGAGAACAGGCAUUGACGCAGCUAAGGGAAUGGAUUGCAAAGCAUCCUUACAUCCGCAAGUGUCGAACAAAUGCAAACUUCUUGCUACGAUUUUUGCGAUUUCGAAAGAUUUCCAUCCCCCAGGCCCAGGAGGCCAUCGAGAAGUACUUGGUCAUGAGGCAGGCCUUCCCGAAGUGGUUUCAAAAGUUGGACUGUAACGACGAGUUGAUGAGAAGUGCGAUCGAUGAUUCCGUACUGGUUCCACUGGGACAGGAUGACGAAGGUAGGAAGAUUAUAUGGUUUCAUCUAGGGAACUUUAAUGUGGAAAAACUGGAUGCAAUAGCGGAGUUUCGAUACUUUAUCUUGUUUUUGGAACUGAUGUUGGAGGAUGAAGAGUUCCAAAUUGCCGGUAUAAGACUUUGGGAUGAUUAUUCAAACAGCACUAUGAAACAUUAUGGAAUCUGGGGUAUUCCGGAUAUGAAACUACUUAUGGAUGCUGUCAAUCGUAUGAUUCCGUUCCGUCUUCGAGCCGUUCAUGCGAUCAGGUUGCCGAAAUACGCUGUGGCCAUAGCCAACCUCCUUUUAUCCUUCGCCACACCGAAGUUCAAAGAAAGAGUAAAUUGCCACAACACGGUUCUCGAAUCAAAGAAGCACUUUGACCAAACCCUCUGGCCUCAGGAAUACGGUGGUGCGGUAGAUGCAAACCAGAAAUUGCGGGAACUCAAAAAACGCUUUGCAGAAAGAAGAGAAGCCAUUUUGGCUCUUGAUGAUAUGGAAAUCGACAUCGAACAGUAUUCCUCGAUGCAGAUUCAUCAGAGUCGUUGGGAUAGAGAGAGUGCGGAAAUUGAUGGCGGUAUUGCGGGCUGCUUCCGGAAGUUGAAUGUUGAUUAA